This is a messenger RNA of Camellia sinensis, 512 nucleotides long. Lineage: Eukaryota; Viridiplantae; Streptophyta; Magnoliopsida; Ericales; Theaceae. The record is from RefSeq and is a predicted model, not a curated record.
UUGGAACUUUAAAAGGAUAUGUUGCAAAUCGAGCUCGUCCAGAAGGUUCGAUCACAGAAGCUUAUGUUGUCAAGGAGUGUCUCACAUUUUGCUCAAUGUAUGUGGGUGGGAUUGAAACUGUAUUUAAUCGAGAGGAACGGAAUGUCGAUGUUAGUGUGCAUGAGUCAGGGUUAGAGGUCUUCGCGCAAAAUGUUCGUCCUUUUGGGCUAAUUACAAGGGUUUCUAACGUGUCUCAAAAAGAACGUGAAAUGGCUCAUUGGUUUGUCUUGAAUAAUAGCCUCGAGCUUGACCAUUAUCUAGAGCAACACAAGAAUCUUUUAGAAAAUGAAGGUGUACGUGACAUCACAAAUAGACAGAAAAAGGAAUUCCCCAAGUGGUUCAAAGAACAUGUAAGAUAUAAUCCCAAACUUUAUUCAGCUACACUUAUAUGAAUACUAACAUAAUGAUUGAAAUUGAUGUCGUUAUGUAGAUGAACCAAUUACGAGCUCAAGGAUUACCAGAAGCAACUGAUG